This is a messenger RNA of Brachypodium distachyon (stiff brome), 1185 nucleotides long. Its product is annotated as hepatoma-derived growth factor-related protein 2. The transcript is spliced from 6 exons. The record is from RefSeq and is a predicted model, not a curated record. NCBI's taxonomy places the organism in Eukaryota, Viridiplantae, Streptophyta, Magnoliopsida, Poales, Poaceae. Bases 133 to 810 code for a protein of 225 amino acids.
UGGGAAGUCUGCUCUUGCUGACGCUGGGCGCGAAACGUUUUGAUACAUCGAACCAUUUCUCUCGCUGGGUCACUGAAACGUGGGCCCAUUGAACCAGUGACCUGCGACCUCGCGCCGUCCAGUUGCUGAACAAUGCCACCCGCCAUGAGGAAGACGAGAGCCGCCGCGGCAGCGCCCGCAGCCGCCUCCAAGCCUAGGGCUCGCGCGAGGGCCAAGCCCAAGGCGAAGCCCAGCCCAGUCUCCCUCUCCGGCGCCUCGUCGCCGUCCGGCUCCGGCAGCGGCGCGUCCGCGUCUCCCGUCUGCCGCGGGAAGCUGCCAUCCUCCCCGGCGACGCCCAAGACGAGGUCGCCCCUCCCCGCGGCGUCCCCCUUCGCCGGGGCCACCCCCGCCUCCAUGUCCACCGUCGCCGACCUCAGGAGCCUCGCCGCGUCCAGCCUCGACUCCCUCAAGCGCCGCCUCGACGCGCUCCACGGCGACUCCGUCCGCGACCUUGAGGCCUCCCACUCCCGCAUCUCCAAGCGCUUCAAGAUGCAGACGCAGAGCUCUAUGCAGCUGGCGGAGGAGGCGGAGAAGGAGCUUAAGAAGAUGGUCGACAAGAUCUCAGAGCGCGCGGAGGAGAUGAAGGCAUCCUACAAGAAGUUCGUCGCAGAGGUGCAGUCGUCUACGUCUCGUGGUACUGCAGAGCGCAGAGACAUCUCUCUGAGUUCUGUUUUCAUGUGCAAGGUGACCAUCCCUGAGAUGGCAAAGUCCGCCGAGAGAGCUAUUGAUGGCUUGCGCAGCCGCUACAACAUCCCUGCUACCGCCGCUUAGCUUGCAGUUCAUGGUUUAUCUGUCACUGUAUGCCACUGAGUGCCCCUUCUCCACAUCAACCUGGCCGCUGGAUCCGUGGGACUCAUGGCAGAAGAAACUCGCAUAUUUGUAGAUAGCAACUUACGCGUACAUCCUACAUUCUCUUCCCUAGCUAUGUCAAAACAUCGACAUUUUCUCCAAUGCCCACGACUCCUUACUGUUCAAUUGCAUUUCAUGUGCGCUCAGUGUGUUACUAACGUCGGUGUUGAAUAUGUUCGGAUCACAGCAUUUCAGAGCUGACAUAAUACAGUUUUCCAGUGUAGUAAUAACCUUUGCUGGCUGAAAUCCAAGCGUUGUCUACUCUUUUUUCAAGAAGUAAUUUGCAUGCUAGUUGAA